AUCUAUAACACGCUCUUAUUACCGCAAUUCAGUGGGUGGCCUCUUAGUGUUCGACAUCACAAAUCGACGAUCUUUUGAGCACGUGAAAGACUGGCUGGAAGAAGCAAAAAUGCACGUGCAGCCCUUUCAGAUUGUGUUCCUGUUGGUAGGACAUAAAUGUGACUUAGUGUCACAGCGUGAGGUUACGAGAGAAGAAGCUGAAAAACUGUCAUCUGACUGUGGUAUGAAAUAUAUAGAAACUUCAGCAAAAGAUGCCACGAAUGUUGAGGAGUCCUUUACAAUUCUUACCCGAGACAUCUAUGAACUUGUAAAAAAAGGAGAAAUCUCAAUACAAGAUGGAUGGGAAGGUGUCAAGAGCGGCUUCGUUCCAAAUGUUGUACAUUCGUCAGAAGAAGCUGUAAAGCCCAGAAGACAGUGCAUCUGCUGAAUUCGUAGCAUGCCAAAGAGCACGUCAGGUGUUCAGAAGAUGAUGCCAACCUAAAUAACAGAAUAACAAUUUUGAAACAAUAUUAGAUCAUGACAUAGCUGAAUCAUAGAACAGUAAUUUGGUUUUUUUUAUCCUUCUGAGUAGGUCAUAAUUUCAUAAAACUUUAAGUGCUUGCUUUCUUUGCAGAGUACAAUAACUUCAUGUGGUCUUCAGGAAAAGAAAUUAUAUCUUACUAAAGGAAAAACUAAUCCUAUAGCAAGACACUGAGAAGUGCAAUAAUCGUCAUGACAACAUCCUCUCCUGGGCUUUGUAUUUUGAAUACUGUUUAAAAUCAAGGCUUGCUAGGUGAGGGUCAGAUGAGCUCAUUACUUUUGUUCAUCCUGCCUUAGUUUUGAACAAGAAAAUAUUGUACCUUAUACUUUUUUAAUGUGAUUCUUUACUCAAGUGCAGGGUUGCUAAUGACCAUUAAAGUUUAGAAUGCUGUAGAAUUUCAUAAUAAAGAUAACUCUAAAGAAAGCAA
Nestor notabilis (Kea) is the source of this 947-nucleotide messenger RNA. RefSeq names its product RAB39A, member RAS oncogene family (gene RAB39A). The transcript has a single exon. Gene Ontology annotation, cellular component: Golgi membrane. The record is from RefSeq and is a predicted model, not a curated record. The annotation marks the transcript as partial. Gene Ontology annotation, molecular function: GTPase activity; GTP binding. NCBI's taxonomy places the organism in Eukaryota, Metazoa, Chordata, Aves, Psittaciformes, Psittacidae.